AUGGAGCACCAUCUACAAGUCACAGACUCCCGCACGGGAAAGUCUUAUACAAUCCCAAUUGAAGGAAACUAUAUCCGCGCUGCGGAUAUUGGUCGUAUUGGUGCGCCAGAUAGCAAGGCGGACUUGGCCGCCCUGAAGGCUGCUCCUCCUCUGCAUAUCCUCGACAAUGGCUUCCAACAUACUGCAUGCAUGGAGUCAAGCAUCACACACAUUGACGGUCUGCGUGGUACUAUUCGAUACCGAGACUUUCCUAUCGAGAGCUUAUUUCACCAAUAUGUCUACGAAGAUAUCAUGCACCUUAUCAUCUGGGGAAAUAUUCCCACCCAACAACAGAAAGACCACGUCCGAGAGGUAAUGAGUAGAGCCAUGAACCCUCCCCAGAGUGUCAAGGAUGUAAUCACGUCGUUUCCGCGUGAUGCCGAGACCUUCCCUAUGAUCCUCGCCGGUAUGAGUGCAUUUGCUGCCAACGACAGUGUGAUCUGCAAGACGCGUCAUCAGCAGAGUGCCAUGUUCCACGGACACCUCGACGUCGCAGAUGAAGCUCUGGCCCGGACGAUCGCCUACCUCGCUACCACAAUCUCGCUUAUCUACUGCCAUAAGAACGAAAAGCAAUGGAACGCACCCGAUGCUAACCGAUCGCUACUCGGCAACCUUCUUUUGAUGAUGGGUAUUACAGAUCCACAAGUUGAGAAGUGCCUGGCCAAGCUAUGGAUAUUAUACGCAGAUCAUGAGAUGACCAACUCAACAGCAGCCGUGCUCCAUGUCGGUUCUACCCUCAUCGACCCGGUAUCGGCCGUAACAGCGGGCAUCAUCUGCGGAUACGGACCCUUACACGGCGGCGCCAUCGACCUAGCAUACGAAGCAUUCCGGCAGAUCGGCUCGCCGGAGCGCGUACCCCCCUUCAUCGAGCGCAUCAAGACUAGAGGAGGUCGGUUAUUCGGCUACGGCCACCGCGUCUACAAGACUCGGGAUCCCCGCGUAUCUCUCAUCGAGGAGUUACUAAAAGAACAUCGGGAAGCCGUCGAUGCCAACCCACUCUUACGCGUCGCCAUGGCCAUCGACCGGUACGCAAACCAGGAUGCCUACUUCAUCGAGAGGGGCUUGAAGGCCAACGCCGAUCUCAUGGGCUGUUUCCUCUACACGGCUAUGGGCUUCGACACGGAUAUGAUCAUUGCUAUAACAAUCCUCUCAAGAACACCGGGUGCGUUAGCACAUUGGCGAGAGAGUUUGACGCAACCGGUGAAGCUUUGGCGACCCCAGCAGAAAUACGUGGCUCCCCUAGCAAAUUAG
This is a messenger RNA of Hypoxylon trugodes, 1290 nucleotides long. RefSeq names its product putative citrate synthase. The coding region runs from base 1 to 1290 and encodes 429 amino acids. The transcript has 5 exons. Lineage: Eukaryota; Fungi; Ascomycota; Sordariomycetes; Xylariales; Hypoxylaceae. Gene Ontology annotation, biological process: tricarboxylic acid cycle; carbohydrate metabolic process. Gene Ontology annotation, cellular component: mitochondrial matrix. The record is from RefSeq and is a predicted model, not a curated record.